AUGCGAUUAGCGGCAUAUGCUGGGGUCUCGGUGACCCUGGCUGCCGGUGUGAUUCUAAAGGCAUUGCAUCAGCGAUCCAACUUCUAUGCAGCUGCCGUCUAUCUCUCCCAGAGCAGCGCCAAUCUGAUGAUAUUGACGAAUUUAUUUCUUGUCGCUACCGGAUAUUUUCUCUAUGGCGCUCAACGACUCCUAUACGGACACUUACGCCCCAUCGAGACUGAACAACUAUACGAAAAGGCCUGGUUCGCCGUGACAGAAACAUGCCUUGCCAUGACCAUAUUCCGCGGAGAACUAGGCGUCUGGUUCUUGGUUAUGUUUGUCUGCCUGCUCGUUGGCAAGGUAUGGGGUUGGAUCGGUGAAGGCAGAGUUGAGAUCCUCGAACAACAACCGCCAGCGGAUCCCCGCCUCUUCCAUGCCCGUCUUGCCGCAUCGCUCGUGUUAUCCGUCACUUAUGAUGCUCUAAUGUUGGAUUAUGCGGUACGGACUGUACUAGAGUCAGCUCGCGCGGACAUGAUGGUCAUGUUUGGCUUUGAAUUCGCUAUCCUCACAAUCUUGUCUACAUCGACCCUGGCGCGGUACGGUAUCUCACUGGUUGAAUUAUACAUCAAGUACCACCAAAAGAAGGUCAAGCUAGCGGAGCGCAGAGCUGAAAUCCGAUCAGACAGGGAACGAGCACUUCGUGAACACCGAGAAUCCGGCGCCGAAGGGCUUCCCGAUAACCUACCAGACGAAAACGAUGUGGACGAAAUGGAACUUGAUAUUCCUGGUUGGGAAGAGAAGGGUCGAUGGGUGUUCUAUCUAGACCUCAUAACCGACUUUUGUAAACUGGUCGUAUAUCUGACCUUUUUCGCCAUUUUGUUCGCAUUCUACGGCCUCCCCAUUCAUAUCCUGAGAGAUGUCGUUGUCACUAUCCGUUCAUUCGGCCGACGCCUUGUUGAUUUCAUGAAAUACCGUACCGCAACACGAGAUAUGAACGAAAGAUACCCCGACGCCACGGCAGAAGAGAUAGCUCGGGAAGAUACUUGCAUCAUUUGCCGAGAGGAGAUGGUGCCGUGGCAACAACCUGCAGGCGAGGGUAACAGAAGAGCUGUUCCAGAGAGACUUCGACCGAAGAAGCUUCCCUGCGGUCAUAUUCUCCAUUUUGCUUGUCUCAGAAGCUGGUUGGAGCGACAGCAGAAUUGUCCAAUGUGCCGUCGACCAGUGGUUGUGCCACGCAACCAACAGUAUCCGGCAAAUAACGCAAACAAUGAUGGUCUUGCGAAUGCUGCUCCAGGAGCGCAACCGGGUCACAAUCAAGCUGCUGCACCGAAUAAUGUAGCUGGAGAUGGUCAACCCCAGGCUCGGAUAUAUCAAUUCGGACCUUUCCGUAUCGGCUUCGGUGCGGGUCGUGGAGAUGUUUUCAGAAAUUUGCAUCAACAGAUUCAUGAAAACAAUGCACCGCCUGUAAAUAUUCCUCCAGGGGCUCAGCAAAUUGGGUUUGGGUUUGGUUUCGGUCGACAACAUCAACCUCAGCAAAUUCCUCAAGUUCCUCAACCACUUCCGCAAGGCUUGAAUGUUUUACAACCCGCACUGAUGCCCACCAAUCUGGCUAGUAUCCAACAGCAGCUGGCAAAUCUUGAAGAACAAAUUGCCCAGGAAUAUCAAAGUUUACGAGCUACAGCAGAGCAAUUGCAUGUUUUACGUGCUUUGCAAACUGAGCUUCAACAAAUACGGACUGCGCAACAGAACCCUCUACCUUCUCAGCCACUCGCGGAGUCACUACCAACAUCCGCCGCUUUUCCUCCAACGACAACCACAGCAACGACAUCAACUACAGUAACACCACCUGCCACUAUUCAUCAACUCACCGGCCAGUCGGCGACUCCAAUUACUGCUGGUGAUAGUCGACUUCCACAGGGGCUCACACUUCCGCAAGGAUGGACAUUGACUCCUCUCCGUCGGGUGGAGCCUUCGGCCACUACGGCAGCUGCAGGAGUCCCCGCUCCAGUAUCGGUUUCCCCUGCAGUUCUUGAUCCUCGACUGUUCGAGCCUCUUCCUCCACGCGUUUCUGACGACAAUCAAGCAUUACACACCACUACAACCCAAGAAAGCUCAUUCCAGCCUGUUAGCAGUGAAUCCAAUACACCGAACGAAACCGAACAGCCUAGAAAUGAAUAUGACAGAAUCAUCCCUUCAUUCCAAUGGGGAGCUGAGAAUAAUGCCGAACCACAAAAUUCUAACAAGGAUGAUGUCAGUCUAGAGGUCCCCAAUCAAGAUGCGGACACAGCUUCCUCGUCAACGGAUAAAGGAAAAGCCCGAGCCGCAGCGGUAGAAGAUCUCAACGAUGAUGAUAUGGAUUGA
Molecule: messenger RNA, 2340 nt
Organism: Talaromyces marneffei
Lineage: Eukaryota; Fungi; Ascomycota; Eurotiomycetes; Eurotiales; Trichocomaceae
Exons: 3
Coding region: 1-2340 (779 amino acids)
Cellular component (GO): cytoplasm
Molecular function (GO): zinc ion binding
Source: RefSeq, a predicted model, not a curated record